AAGAAAAGAGAGGGCGAAAAAAAAGGAGGGUAAAAGGAAAUGGCGGGAAAUCAAAGAAUAAGCAAAUAAAUAAAUAAAUCUUUGUGAAAAAAUAGAUCCACAUAUAACAAAAACACACAGACAUAAAAUCAGAUAAAAAAAAAAAAAAGGAUAUGGGGGAUAUUGAAACCCUAGGUAUUCUUGACGAAAUUCAAGCCCUUGUUUCCGAUCAGCUUCAAGUGGUUUCGUACAAGUGGCUGAGUAGGAACUAUUUGGUGUCAUCAAAUACCGCAAAGAGGCUGCUUCAAGAGUUUGUGGAUAAUCAUGGAAGUCAACUGGAAGUUAUAUAUUCGCUAUCUGGAUGGCUGAAAAAUAAUCCAGGAGCUUACCAUGUAAAGCUUGUUUUGCGCUCUAAGCUUUCAGAAGCCAAAAAGGAAUUUGGUGAAGGUUACUCGGUUCAAGUUUAUAGUGUUCAAGCUUGUGUUCCUAAGGAUCCAGCUGUUAUAUGGAAUACUGAAUAUAUACAAUCAGAACAGCUCUUUAAGGAGCCUCCAAAUGUUGUUAAUUGUUUGCGGGAUAAUAGGUUUUGUGGGGUUUCAAAUUCAUUUGUAAAACGCAGUAUUGAGGGUAUGCCUAUAAGCAGUGCAUGUCCUUCAUUACAAAAUGUAGGAGUCGCGGGACCAUUACGAGCUAGUACGUCUAAUCAAACUUCUAACACUUCAGUUCGCCAAGAAAAAAAGGUUGAGCAGUUGGACCCCAACCCUAAACCAGUUGCAAAAAAGGAGCAAGUUUCUGUAUUGCCUGCUAACAAUAAGAAAGCCCAGAGUGAUAAAAGCUCUUCUGGGACUGCGAGCUCAUUGGCUAGUAUGUGGGGUCGUGCUUCUGCAAAACCAAAACCCGAUUCUGCCUCGGUGAAAACCGACAAUGUUGUUCCUUUCUCUAAUGAUGCUCAGAUACAUGCAAACGAAUUGGCAGAGGAUGAAAGCAGUGACGAUGAUGCUCGGAAAAUGAACCGCAAGAGAGGAUCUAAUGGUGAAGGAAAUAAUAGAAAGAGGAGGGUUGUCAUUGAUUCCUCUGAUGAAGAGGAUGAGAUUCCAGAUGCAGUAAACCUUGCCUCACCAGAUCCUCCAAAAAAGCAGGCUGAUUUAAAGAAAAGUUCUAGAACUUUGGGUUUGGAAAACAAAAAUCUUGAUUUUGACGAACAAAAAGAAGAGAAAGUGAAGGUUAAGGAGGAGAAGGUACCAGAUGAUGUUCCUAAGCUUAUAUUGAAAGAAGAAAGUCAUGACACAAAUACUACUUUAAAUGAGAAUAGAUGUCCUGACAAGGAUGAGGUAAAUCAGAAGAAUAAAGCAAGCAAUGCUGCUCAAAAUGUGCCUAAAAAGCGAAAAGUUUUGAAGACACGUAUCGAUGAGCGUGGGAGAGAAGUAACUGAGGUGGUUUGGGAGGAUGAUGAGAAAGAGACGAAACCUGAGGUCAAAACAAGCAAAGAAAAAGUUGACAAUAAUAAUGCAAGCAAUGCUGUGAACAGGCCCCCUGCAGCAGUUCCGAAGAAGUCACCUGCAGUUGGUAAUGCCCCAUCACAUGCAACAGGCAAAGCGGGAAACAAGAAAACCGCUGUUAAGGAUCCUAAGCAGGGGAAUAUCAUGUCUUUCUUCAAGAAAAAAGUUUAACCAGGCAAGUUUGCAGGCUUUCGUGAAUAUCCAUGGAACUGUAAUUUUGAUUAUGUAGGGUUUUAUGUUGUUUCUGCUUUAUUCCUGGUGUACCCAAUCAUGUUAUCCCCUUUGUAUUUUUAUUUUUGUACAUUGAAAUUAGGAGUUAGGCUUUCAAGUUUACACAAAUACACGAGUUGUAAUUUAUUUUUUCAUAGAAUUGUUGGAAAACAUCACAAAAA
Erigeron canadensis is the source of this 1870-nucleotide messenger RNA. RefSeq names its product DNA polymerase delta subunit 3. The record is from RefSeq and is a predicted model, not a curated record. NCBI's taxonomy places the organism in Eukaryota, Viridiplantae, Streptophyta, Magnoliopsida, Asterales, Asteraceae. Gene Ontology annotation, cellular component: nucleus; delta DNA polymerase complex. Gene Ontology annotation, molecular function: DNA-directed DNA polymerase activity. The coding region runs from base 153 to 1649 and encodes 498 amino acids. The transcript is spliced from 8 exons. Gene Ontology annotation, biological process: DNA strand elongation involved in DNA replication; DNA synthesis involved in UV-damage excision repair; nucleotide-excision repair, DNA gap filling.